Mycotypha africana is the source of this 711-nucleotide messenger RNA. RefSeq names its product ribosome recycling factor domain-containing protein. Gene Ontology annotation, cellular component: mitochondrion. The coding region runs from base 1 to 711 and encodes 236 amino acids. The record is from RefSeq and is a predicted model, not a curated record. The transcript has 5 exons. Lineage: Eukaryota; Fungi; Mucoromycota; Mucoromycetes; Mucorales; Mycotyphaceae. Gene Ontology annotation, biological process: translation. Gene Ontology annotation, molecular function: ribosomal large subunit binding.
AUGAGAACAUCUCCUAUCAUUUAUAGGCCAGCAACUACUGCCCAGCCAUCAUGGCAACAACCCGUUUUAAACAUAGCCAUCCGAUUUUAUGCGAAAAAAAUUAAAGACAAUAAAAAGAGAAAUGAAUCUAAAACUGCUGCAAAAGAGGAAAUAGAGGAGUAUGUCCCACAGUUCAACGAGAAUGAAUUGACAAAGAGAUUCGAAGCGUCCAUUGCACAUUUAAGAGAUCAGCUGGUUACUAUGCGAGUAGGAAGAGCUAAUCCUGCUUUGUUGGACAAUGUUCGAGUGCGAAUAGAAAAUUCACAGUUUUCACUAAGGGAUCUGGCUCAGAUUACUGUGCGAGAUCCUCAAACUUUGUUGGUUACAGUGCACGACAACGAUUAUACAUCAGCUGUAGAAAAAAGUAUUCGUGAGGCGGGAUUAAAUUUGAACCCUAUCGUAGACAACAAGAUGAUCAAAGUUCCUAUCCCAAAACCAACCAAAGAAUCGCGUGAUAAAAUGGCCAAGUUAGUAAGCAAUAUGGGUGAGCAAUUCAAGCUGAAGGUGAGAGCAAUUCGACAAGACGGUAUGAAGCAUCUGAAGCAGGAUUUGAAGCAUCAACCAGCGGAUCAAAUCAAAAAAUUAGAAAAGACUGUACAAAAUAUGACAGAUAAAUACAACAAAACAAUAGAUGAUAUACUCAAAUCUAAGAUCAAAGAAAUUCAGUCCUAG